Staurois parvus is the source of this 654-nucleotide messenger RNA. NCBI's taxonomy places the organism in Eukaryota, Metazoa, Chordata, Amphibia, Anura, Ranidae. The record is from the annotation of a GenBank genome assembly.
AGCCAAUCAGGAGGGGGCGGGGUGGGGCAGAGCCCUCCUCAUAACUGCCAGCCCCCUGAGGACAAGACGGUGGGCCCAGGUGCCCUCACCCCACUCUCCCGUCCCAACGGGACCACAAGCAGCAGGGAGCAGUUGGUGGUGACCGCUGAAAUGGGCUGCUACUGCUUUGAUGUUCUGUAUUGUCACCUGCAUGGCUUCCCACAGCCUCGUCUGCCACGUUUCACUAAUGACCCCUAUCCGUUGUUUGUUACGUGGAAGGCGGGGCGUGAUAAGCGUCUUCGUGGCUGUAUCGGGACCUUUUCAGCCAUGAAUCUACACUCAGGUCUCAGGGAAUACACCUUAACCAGUGCCCUUAAAGACAGCCGCUUUCCUCCACUAACCCGAGAGGAACUUCCCAAGCUGUCAUGCUCCGUGUCUCUGCUCACCAACUUUGAAGAUGUAGGCGACUUCUUGGAUUGGGAGGUUGGAGUCCAUGGAAUCCGGAUUGAGUUCCUAAAUGAGAAAGGAGUAAAACGCACAGCCACCUACCUGCCAGAAGUAGCCAAGGAACAAGACUGGGAUCAGAUUCAGACAAUAGACUCUCUGCUCAGGAAAGGCGGCUUUAAAGCUCCUAUUACUAAUGAGUUUAGGAAAAGCAUCAAACUUACAAGGUAA